AUGGAAUGCAGCGACAUUGAGACUUGUGAAUUAUGCCCCCAAAGCGGAAACACAUUGACACAGAUGUCAACACAACAUCUGAAGCUCCGAUCAACGGCAGCAAAUGACGUCGACCUCCCAAAGGAGGACCCACUCAUGCAGCCACCGCUCCUACUGAGACACCAUCUGAGCGGGCUACUUGGAGGUCCCAUGAUGAGGCAGAGCUCAUCCACCAUCUUCUUGAAGUUAAGCGCGCAGGUGGACAAGGUCUGGAAUGGUGCCUCAGCGCACUUACUUGAGCAGUGUGGGACAGUCUUCAAGCCUAGUGCAUGCAAGAACAAAUAUGGCAAGUUAAAACAGAUAUAUUGGGCAGUCAAACAGCUCUCGGAACAGUCAGGCUUCCCCUGGAGUAAUGAAAAUGGUGCUGAUCUAGGACCGGAAGAGGAGCAAUUAUGGAUUGAUUUUGUUGCGGUAAGAGUGGCCUCUGGCUGCUCCAUUCCGUCAAAAAGGGUGGCCACUCUUUGA
This is a messenger RNA of Cantharellus anzutake, 504 nucleotides long. RefSeq lists its product as uncharacterized. The transcript has 4 exons. Bases 1 to 504 code for a protein of 167 amino acids. Lineage: Eukaryota; Fungi; Basidiomycota; Agaricomycetes; Cantharellales; Hydnaceae. The record is from RefSeq and is a predicted model, not a curated record.